UAUCUCUUUUUAGAUGAGAAAGAGGAAAAUGGAAGGAAAGAAAAUUGCUUGCGCUAUUUGAGAAAACAAGGGAUUAUUUUUUCGUUCCAUUCAAUUUCCGCUAGGGUUUCCAAAAUUUCCCAACAAUCAAUUUUCCUGCAAAGUUUUCUUCUUUUUGCGAUUUUGUGGUGUGGGUGUUGAACAAUAAUCGAUUUUGCUGCUUCUGGGAAGGAGUUUAUAGAGAGAGAGAGAGAGAGAGAGAGAGAGAGGGGAAAGGGGAAAGGGGGGAAAAUUGUGAUGGCUGGUUCUUCUUCUUCAGCUACUGUCGCAGUAGAGAAGGCGACCAGCGAUCUUCUUAUGGGUCCUGAUUGGACCAUGAACAUCGAAAUUUGCGAUUCUAUCAAUUCUAAUCAUUGGCAGCCAAAAGAUGUGGUAAAAGCUGUGAAGAAGAGAUUACAACAUAAGAGCUCUAAAGUUCAAUUACUAGCUCUCACGCUUCUGGAGACAAUGGUGAAGAAUUGUGGUGAACGUGUGCACUUUCAAAUUGCUGAAAGGAACAUAUUGGGGGAGAUGAUCAAAAUCGUAAGGAAAAAGGCAGACAUGCACGUAAGGGAUAAAAUUUUACUACUGCUGGACUCAUGGCAAGAGGCUUUCGGAGGGCCUGGUGGAAAAUGUCCUCAGUACUAUUGGGCAUAUGAGGAAUUAAAGCGAUCUGGAGUUGUUUUUCCAAAGCGUACACCAGAUGCAGCUCCGAUAUUUACUCCUCCUCCUACCCAUCUAACUGCAAGGCAUAUGCAACCUGGAUACGGAAUGCCUAGCAGUUCAUCAAAAACACUUGAUGAAACAAUGGCAACAGAGAUAGAAAGUUUAAGUUUCUCGAGCUUGGAAUCUAUGCAGCAAGUGUUGGACCUUUUGAGUGAUAUGCUACAGGCUGUGAAUCCUAAUGACCGUGAGGCUGUCAAGGAUGAAGUCAUUAUUGAUCUUGUUGAUCGCUGUCGGACCAACCAGAAAAAAUUGAUGCAGAUGCUAACAACAACUGGUGAUGAGGAGCUUCUUGGGCGAGGCCUUGAGUUGAAUGAUACUAUCCAAAGUUUCCUUGCAAGGCAUGAUGCAAUUGUAUCCGGUACUCCUUUUCCAUUUCAAGGUGCAAGUUCCAGUACUCUGUCUUCUGAAGUUGACUAUAGUGCCAAUCAAACUCAAGUGAAGAGCUCCAGCCCUGUAGAGUCUGUUUCAACACCUAAUUCUAAAGCUAGCUCUUCAGCCCUAGUCAUUGCUGAUACAAGGGGCCUGAGUGAUGAAGAGGACGAAGAUGAAUUUGCACAGCUAGCUCGAAGGCAUUCCAAGAUGCAGUCAGUGACUUCUAAAGAUGCUACCGGUGGCUCUAGUGACAAUUUAGCCCCAAUGAACACUAGCAACGCAACCCCUCAUGUGGCGGAGCCCUCAACCUCUGUUCCCUCGAAUGCAUUAGCUCUUCCCGACCCACCUGCACCAGUUAGUACUUCAAAAGAUCAGGACAUUAUUGACUUACUGAGUCUCACUUUGUCCCUGGCACCGUCUUCUCCGCAGCAGACAACUUACACGCCAUCAGCCUCUAGCCAAGGCAUGCAUCAGAUACCUGCUCCAUCCGGAACCGGAACAGAAGGUUAUUCUUAUGCUCCCCAAACAUAUCCUGGAAGUUUGCCAUUCGACAGUUACGUUGUCCCAUGGGCCCAACCCCAACCUCAAUCUCAAUCCCAACCCGCAACCCCACCCUCACAUCAACAUUUGCAUACACCUUUUGAAUCUGAACAAGCUUUGCAUCAUCAACAAACCCAACCGUCACAGUCUCAGCACCAGUCACAGCUAUUACAAUCACAGCACCAACCACAAUCCCCUCAAGCAUUGCAACCACAGCCUCAUUCACAAUUUCAGAAUCAGCAUAUUCAGUAUAACCCUCCUCAACAAAUGCAACUUCAUAAUGAACCCCAACCAUUGCAGUAUCAGCCCCAGCCACAUUUACAGCAUCAGCCUCAACAUCAUCCGCAUUUUCAGCCUCACCCCCAACCACAGCUACAGUCUCAGCCCCAACCCCAACACAUUCAGCAAUCUCAACCACAACCUCAGUCCCAACCCCAACACAUUCAGCAACCUCAACCACAACCUCAGCUCCAACACAUUCAGCAAUCUCAACCACAACCGCAAUUUCAGAAUCAACAUUUUCAGUACCCUGGAACAUAUCCUCCCCCACCAUGGGCUGCUACUCCCGGAUAUCCCAAUUAUCAAAACCACUUAUCUUCAACAAAUGCGUUGUCAACUCCUCAAGCCAACACACCUUACACAUCUGCUGUUAGAGGAGAUCCUGUGGCGAGUUCUGGACAGAGUAACCCUCCCAAUGCAACCGGACAAAGGCCCUUUGUUCCGUCUUACCGGUUAUUUGAAGAUUUGAAUGUUUUUGGAAACACUGAUGGAAGGGCAAAGGUGACUGGAAGUGGCACAUCAUCUUCCAGCAUGUCAGGGACAAUGGGACCUGGUAUGGUCGGGGGAAGAAAGUGAAGUUUCAUUCAUAUGCAUGUAAAAAGUGAUGUUGAUAUGGUUGUAUAUCAGUAUUGUUAGCUUCUUCAGAUUUGCAGGUUAUGUAAGUUCUUAGAUUGAUACAAAUAACACCUUCCUACUUUUGAGUAGGUCAUAAAGUCCGUUAGUUGAGUGUUACCUCAGACUACAGACUUGGAACAUUCUUUGGUAUAAGAUUUUAAUUUCUGGUUGUGGUUCUCA
Molecule: messenger RNA, 2730 nt
Organism: Lotus japonicus
Lineage: Eukaryota; Viridiplantae; Streptophyta; Magnoliopsida; Fabales; Fabaceae
Product: TOM1-like protein 6
Exons: 9
Coding region: 277-2511 (744 amino acids)
Biological process (GO): protein transport to vacuole involved in ubiquitin-dependent protein catabolic process via the multivesicular body sorting pathway
Molecular function (GO): ubiquitin binding; phosphatidylinositol binding
Source: RefSeq, a predicted model, not a curated record